Molecule: messenger RNA, 1928 nt
Organism: Lactuca sativa (garden lettuce)
Lineage: Eukaryota; Viridiplantae; Streptophyta; Magnoliopsida; Asterales; Asteraceae
Product: tropomyosin
Source: RefSeq, a predicted model, not a curated record
UUAAAGGGUAAAUCACAAAAUUAAAAAAGAAAAGGAUGCGAGAAGAAAUCGGCAUAUGUGUACAAAGAGUAAGAGCGUCAAAGAGAACGGAGGGACGUAUUAAUGGAGGAGAGAGGAAACGAGAGAUGGAGCGCUGCGAUCGCCAAUCUAUCCGAGAUAUCUAACAAUCUUGAUUCCCUCGAGAAUUUACUCAUCAAGAAAGCUGUCUACGUCGAUGAAGAUACUUUCAACAAAGCCUCCUUAACCUCCGAUCAAGCCCGUACUAUCAAGGUUCUUGAACAAAGGGUAGAGACUUUAGAAAGAGAACUGGAUGCUGCCAUUUCAGCUGCAGCUCGUGCUCGUACAGAAAAACGACAUGCUGAAGCAGGCCAAAAGGCUGCUGAGUUAAGAGCACAAGAAAUCACCAAGGAGCUUGAGAAUACCACAAAAGUGUUUGAAUUGCACAUGGAAGAAUUAAGAGCAAAACAAGAUGAGAUUUUGAAACGGGAUAAUGAGAUUAAACUUCUAGAAGCUAUAAUUCAGACACUUGGAGGAAAAGACUCAACUUAACUUUGUAGCAGGAAAAAGGAAAACGGUUGCGAGGAAAAAAAGUAGGAGGCACCUUACCCCACUCCAGAGUCCACAUCAGUGCACCUCGCAUUAGCACCACAUAUCACUUAACAUGUUUUGUCAAUUUUGGCUCUUAAAAUUAAUAACAUUUCAUUUUAUGUCCUAGUUAUAUCUGGAUAUUAAAUUUUUAUUCUUUUAUUGAUCAGUUAAUCUAUUUAGUUAUAUUUUCUAACAUAAGUUUAAUAUAUUAUAGAAUUUUAUGUUGUUAAAAUCUAAUUGUCAAAACUUUCAAAAUAACAAAAAUAUCAAAAAAUGAAAAACAUUGCGGUCAUAAUAUUUUAUCUUGUUUUUAGUUAUUUUAAAAUAUAAAAUGUCAACUAAUUUUUUUUUCAAAAUAGUUACUAAUUUUAAAAAAUGAGAAAUUCUAUGAAGAGAAGUUGUAUAACAUAAAAAUAGAUACGAGUAAUUUACCGAAAUUGUUGAUGUGGUUUGGUUAAAGUUGUAUGAUUGGUUUAUUGUAUUUAUUUAUUUACUAGUUGUGAGACUCAUGUAUUAUAUGAAUAAAUUAAAAAAAAAAUUAAAUAUAAAGGUCUAAUUAUUUGAAAACUUUGAAUUUAUAAGAAAAUAAUGAAUUAUUAUAAUAAAAAUGUUUUUUAUCUUUUAAAUUUAAACAAAUAAUUUAAAUAAAUAAAAAAAAACUAAUGGGCUUUAAUUUUGAGAAUUUUGAAAUUAAAAUAUAAGUUCAUUAAUGAUAUUGAUAUUCAUUUAUUACAAUAUUUAUUACAGUUACUAUAUUAAAAUAUUACGUGAAAUUUAAAACAAUAGAAAAACUUAUAAAAUAACAUGUAUGGAAAAAAAUUCAAAAUAAUUACAAAAUGUUAUUUGACAAAUUAAAUAAAAAUGUGACAAGUGAUAAAAAAAAUCAUUUAUUAGAAUAGAUUUAUUUAUUUAUUUGCAUUCAGCAGUCAUUGUGUUUUGGUUUUAUGUGUGUUUUGGUUUUAUUGUGUUAUUCAUUCCUUAUUGACUUAAAAAGAAUAUAUUGUGACUUUUUUUUUUUUUUUUAUAUUUCUUGUGCAUUUAUUAUUAAUAUAGUAAAAGAAAAUAUUUAAUUAGAUAUUUGGGUUUCACCCUCACUUGCCACUGCCAUCGACCACCAACCACCACUACAAUAGACCACCGUCAACACUGUUGUCGACCACCGCAACUUCCACCACCACCAUUGUAGUCGACCAUCACUCACAAUCCAAAUUAUUCCAAGUUUUCUAGAAAAAUACAAAAAUCUACGACCGCCACACCAAAACCUGAAAUACCCACCUGUUUUGUUUCUUUCUAAAUCAAACUUGAUCUAAAUCAAAUUGUAAAAGAAAAAAAAAAUGAAA